Molecule: messenger RNA, 1572 nt
Organism: Pseudoliparis swirei
Lineage: Eukaryota; Metazoa; Chordata; Actinopteri; Perciformes; Liparidae
Product: zinc finger protein RFP-like
Exons: 2
Source: RefSeq, a predicted model, not a curated record
AUGCUCUGCACUGUGUUGGACCACAAGAUGCACAAUGUUGUUCCUCUGAAACAAGAAUGUGAAGGAAAGAAGGUGGAGCUGCAGAAGACAGAGGCUGAAACUCAGGAGAUGAUCCAGAAGAGACGACUGAAGAUUCAGGAGGUCCAACACAACGUGAAGCUCAGUGAGGAAGAUGCAGACCGAGAGAAAGCAGAAGGUGUUCAGGUCUUCACUGGUCUGAAGGAGUCUGUGGAGAGAAAACUGAACGAGCUCAUCACUACGAUAGAAGAGAAGCAGAGAAGCACCAAGAAACAGGCUGAAGACGCCAUCAGAGAGAUGGAACAGGAGAUCUCUGAUCUGAUGAAGAGGAGCACUGAGGUGGAGAAGCUCUCCCUCUCUGAAGACCACCUCCACCUCCUCCAGAGUGUCCAGUCCCUCAACAUCCACCAUCCACCACCCACCAAGGACUGGUCUCAGGUCAGUGUUCCUCCAGCAUCACAUGAGGGGACUGUGAGGAGAGCUGUGUCUCAGCUGGAGGAGACGCUCAGGAACAAGAUGAAGACGCUGGUUGAAGUUGAGAUGAAGAGGGUCCAGAAGUUUGCAGUGGACGUGACUCUUGAUCCUGAAACAGCUCAUCAUCAACUCAUCCUGUCUGAUGACGGGAAACAAGUGAAACCUGCUCAGGUCGGCGACUGGGUCUUCAUCCGCGUCAUCAAAAAAAGGACGUGGAGCGACGCCCGCUGGGAGGGACCAUUCCAAGUCCUUCUGACGACUGCAACCGCUGUGAAGAUAGCCGAGAGGACCACCUGGAUACAUCUUUCCCAUUGCAAAUUGUUCCCCACAGAAAUCCCGGACCAGUGCCCUGAUCCCGAGACGACCACGAGCAGAGGGGAAGACUGACUUCAAAGGGGACUGUCCGCUUAAAAGACAGCCGUCUCAACGUCAGUGAAGAAACCAACGAUCCCUGCUCUUAGGUGUCAGCUCGGGUGAUGGAGCUAGAGGUCAACGCCAACCGUGGAAGAAAAUGUAAACUAACCUUUGGUUUAAGCUUGUAUGAUAUAAUUGUGUAAAACUCCUCACAAGGAACGGACAAUUAUUGAUGUGAAACUGCUGACUAAAAAGUUUAAAUCCCAAAGAGAUUGUUGUGGUGUUACUAACAAACAAAUAAUCAUGAUUCUGCUUAGACUGCUUAACCAAAAUAGAAUUAGAAAGAUACAAGUAAAAUGAUUGCCUUUAUUGAAAAUGUUUAAUAAUCAUCAAUAGCAUAAAUAGGAGGGAAAUGAUGGGGAUAUAAAUGUCUGUUAUGCUCUUGCUGACCUUAGCUAAUACUAAACAGCCAGGAGAGGUUUCUCCUUUGCUGUGACCCCACACGAAGGUUAAAGAACAUAUCUUCGGAAACGUGUCUUGUGAAAACGAUAUGGAAGUGAAAGAGAUGAGCCCGCAGUUCCACUUCCCUUUUAUGAUAUGUAUGUGUGUGUUAAGCUUUCAAUAAAAGGCUGAAGCAAAGGGGUGCUCAGUGGGAAGUCUUGGACGUCGACACUGCUCUGAGCAGGUGUGACUGAGCUCCCCCUUUGGCAAAAGCCAUCAAAGAUA